AUGAAUAACCGCGCAGACAUGGUACUAGCCAAGUUCUCAAGCCACCUGUCAAUGAUAAAGAUAUGUGGGUGGGAUCAAGGAGACGAGAAAGCGGCCCGUUUAUUAGGGAAACUCAAAGAGCAAGAGAAGCAACUCCAAGACCUGUUUAGGAAGCUUGGCGGCAUUCAAUCUGUAGAGAUCAAGGCAGAGUGGGAUGAAUUGAUUAAAUAUAUCGACGAAGAAACCAAGGCAGAGAACAUGCCAACCGACGACAAGGACACGUUCCUCAAGAAAGUCCAGACCCUCAGUGAUUACAUCACCCCAAAGAUACAAGCUCUUGAAAGUGCCAUUACGGAAUCCCAGACGACCGGGGUGGCUCCCGCAGCCUAG
This is a messenger RNA of Neurospora crassa OR74A, 369 nucleotides long. RefSeq lists its product as hypothetical. The record is from RefSeq and is a predicted model, not a curated record. The coding region runs from base 1 to 369 and encodes 122 amino acids. The transcript is spliced from 2 exons. Lineage: Eukaryota; Fungi; Ascomycota; Sordariomycetes; Sordariales; Sordariaceae.